Uncinocarpus reesii 1704 is the source of this 327-nucleotide messenger RNA. RefSeq lists its product as uncharacterized. Lineage: Eukaryota; Fungi; Ascomycota; Eurotiomycetes; Onygenales; Onygenaceae. The coding region runs from base 1 to 327 and encodes 108 amino acids. The transcript has 3 exons. The record is from RefSeq and is a predicted model, not a curated record.
AUGGCAUUCCUGAGGUUUAUAUCACGCUCCGCUUCAGCCAGGCUGUAUCCAACCACAAAUAUCAGGUCUUUUGCCACAAAUCCUUCGAAAUGGAACACUUCCCAACCCGGCAGCGACACUGAAACCCCUAGAAAAAUUCCCUUCUCGGCUUUUAAAAGACCACUGGCCAAGGUUUUUCUUGGCUCGUUCCUCACGUACCAAAUCAUCUAUGUGAUAUGGCUGCAACUCGAAUGCGAAGAGUCCAAGGCCAUGAUGCAAAGGGAGUUUUCAAGGCUAGAGAAGGAGGCCCGUGAUUUGGUUGCUGCAAAUGACGCUAAAAAGUCCUGA